Messenger RNA from Oncorhynchus keta (chum salmon), 7153 nucleotides. Its product is annotated as ubiquitin carboxyl-terminal hydrolase 43-like. The record is from RefSeq and is a predicted model, not a curated record. Lineage: Eukaryota; Metazoa; Chordata; Actinopteri; Salmoniformes; Salmonidae. Gene Ontology annotation, biological process: protein deubiquitination. The transcript has 17 exons. The coding region runs from base 333 to 4025 and encodes 1230 amino acids. Gene Ontology annotation, molecular function: cysteine-type deubiquitinase activity.
UCGAAGCGAUGGGUAAGUGCGUGUGUACAUGCCCGUAAAGGUUGCAAGUAUGAGGCAAGAAAAGGCGAGGGUAAUGUUGAACAUCGAUGGAGCUCAUGUAAUUUGGUCAACAAGUAUUAAGGGUUUCAGUAAGUGAUUAAAUGUUUGACGUUUACCGGCUGCGCGGAGUCGAUAUGUGUUGAUGUGCCAUGGCUCCGCGAUGGUUUCACCUCUGUGCGCUGGUGUUCUGUCCUCCUCACGGUAUCCGGAUGGGAAAUCUCUGCAGAAAAGUGGCACACUGGCCUCGCAAUUAAUUCCAGAAUUCUCCAACAUCGGCAAAGUAUUAUAAAGAUAUGGAUAAACACUGCAGAGUGAAGGGUGAAGACACGUCAAAGGCAGCAAAGCGCAAGGAAAACAAACAGAAACAUGGACGGCUUUUUCGAAAGAAAUCAUUGAAGUCGGUGGGGAGUUUUGUAAAUAAAAUUAUCAAAACUUUGGGCACUUUUACCCACUUUGGAGAUGUUGCAGUUCAGGGCCCAGAGGAUGACGAUGGAGGGUUUCGUGACGGGACACCUUGUAACAUCAGUACCAACUCAGAAAAUAUCAAAGAGGAUGUCCAUGUCGCCGGGGAUGAUUCUGUUAAAAAUAAUUCGAUAGCUUCUUCCCGUUGCUCGGUGAACGAGAGGGUUUUAUGGUGCUAUGGUGGCAAAAUUCCAGGUGUUCUAGGCUUGAAAAAUCAUGGGAACACCUGUUUCAUGAACGCCGUGGUCCAGUGCUUGAGCAACACUGACCUGCUCGCAGAGUAUCUCGGGUUGGAGCGGUACAAAUUGGAUUUGAGUCGAAGGAGAAUUAAUGGGAUUGUUAAAAGUGAAGACACGCAGCAUGCCAGAGGUGAAGUCACGGAGCAGUUGGCAUCACUUGUUAGGGCACUCUGGACUCUGGAAUACAUCCCGCAACUGUCAGUGGAAUUCAAGAGUAUAGUAUCCAAGUAUGGAUCCCAAUUCCGAGGAAACUCCCAACAUGACGCCCUGGAGUUCCUGCUUUGGCUUCUGGACCGAGUUCACGAAGAUGUCAACUUGUCCUCCUGCAGCAACAACAAUAACAAGACCAAAGCCCCAGGGAAGGGCCCUGGUAUAUCAGAGAAGGCGAUGGUCACUGAGACGCCCCACUCGCAGCAGCCCGGGGCAUGCCACAGCUUUGUACAGGAACACUUCCAGGCACAAUACAAGUCAUCGCUGACCUGCCCUCAUUGUCAUAAACAGAGCAACACCUUUGACCCUUUCCUCUGCAUUUCACUUCCCAUCCCUCUGCGCCACACCAGGUCUUUGUGUGUUACUCUGGUCUUCAGUACGAAGGGCCAGAGAUACCUGCGCAUCGGGCUGGCUGUGCCUCUCUUUGGUUCGCUGGCCUUUCUUAGAAGGAUGUUGGCGGAUGAGGGGAAGAUCUCCCCAGACCAGGUGAUCCUGACAGAGAUCUACACCACAGGCUUUCAGCGCUCCUUCUUUGAUGAGGAGGAUCUGACAUGCAUAGCCGAGACUGACAUCAUCUAUGCCUUCCAGGCCCCGCCCCUAUACAUCAGAGGAGGCUCUGCACUACUCUCAGGGUACCACCACAGCCUGCCGUCGUCGCCGUACUCCUCCGGGCCCGAAGGUCAAAGGUUACCUCCAUCCGGAACGUUGUCAUCAGAGUUCCUGAACCAUGGUGUACCGGUGAAGAUCCUGUUGCUGGUGUGCAACGCUGCCUGGAAUGCCCAGCAGGCUGUCAGGUUUGGACCUCCGUUCCUGAUGAGGGAGGACCGCUCCACCUCCUGGGACCAGCUGCAGCAGAGCAUCCUCAGCAAGCUCUACUACCUGAUGAUCAACGGAGCACAGGCCCAGAAUGCCAGAGUGCUGUUUAAGAUCCGUGUGGUGGGAGGAUCAGCGUCCUACAGCUACCUCUCCCCCCAGGAUGGACGGCCGCUCUACCACCCAGCAGUGAACAGAGCUCUUAAUCUCUGUGGCUCAGGAGGACCGCCCCAUGUGAAGCUCAUCAUCGAAUGGGAACAGAGAAUAAAAGACUGCCUGUUUGGGAACAUCCAGGAGGAGGUGGUGAAGGAUGCUGAGAGUGUGAGAGGCCAGCAUCAGCAGCACGUCCAGCAGCACAGUUGUACUCUGGACGAGUGCUUUCAGCUCUACACUAAAGAGGAACAGCUUGGCCCCGACGAUGCAUGGAAAUGUCCCCACUGUAAGCAGCUGCAGCAGGGCAUGGUGAAGAUGAGCCUGUGGACGCUGCCUGACAUCCUCAUCCUCCACCUCAAGCGCUUCCGGCAGGUGGGCGAGCGCCGCAACAAGCUGGCCACGCUGGUGCGCUUCCCCCUGGACGGCCUAGACAUGGCGCCCCAUGUGGUGAAGAGGAGUCAGAGCACCCGGCUGCCCCCCCAAUGUCCUCUGCCCCCCCACGGUCCUCUGCUCCCUGGCCCCCUGCACCCGGCCUGGAAACAGCCCUGCCCACCCGACGUGGCCCCUCCAGACUUCCUAUAUGACCUCUAUGCCGUGUGUAACCAUCACGGAGGCAUGCACGGGGGACAUUACACAGCGUUCUGCAGGAACUCAUUGGAUGCCCAGUGGUAUGGGUAUGAUGACAGCAGUGCAGAGCCAGUCACAGAGGGGGAGGUGUGCACACGGGGAGCCUACAUCCUCUUCUACCAGAGACGCAACACCAUCCCUCCAUGGUCAGCCAGCUCCUCUCUCAGAGGCUCCACCAGCUCCUCCACGUCAGACCACUGGCUGAUCCGUCUGAUGCGGGACAGUAAGAGGGGCAGCCUGUUCUCUGGGGGAUCCACCUCUGGCCCUCCUGGCCCCACACCAACCCCCGAAUCCCCAGAGCUCCCUGUGUUCGAGGACGAGCCUCUCAAAACAGAGACAGAUGGGUUUGAGAAUAAGCCAUUUGUCAGAGGCACUCAGGGCAGGAGCGUGAGCAUGAGGUCACCCACUAAGACCAAGGACACCCUGAGCAAAGUGCUGCCCCUGCGCUGGUCCUUUGGUUCCAAGGACCGCCCCAAACCCUCCGCCCCCAGGCGAGGGGAGCUGGUGGAGUACCUGGAGUCAGGGCGCAGGCCGCGGUGCACCAAGGACCCCAUCAUCACCCUAGUGGCCACCCCACCCCAGGGCGGGCACAGGGACCUGGGCAGCUCCCCCAGUGUCAGCAGCCUGAGCUGCAUGGACAGGUCCAACUCUGAGGCCUGCGACUCCCCAAGAGUACCAGAGGGCCAGAGCAGGCCUGCCAUAGAGAGGAGCUCCAGCCUGGGGCUCAGUAUUAUCACUAAAGUCAGGGAUGACAGCUCACUUGGCCGGAGGUCCUCCAAGAGGUUCAGGCAGGACCAGGGCAGGACCCUGGACCCUCACCCCCAUAGAGGCUCUACUGAUGGGGUCCACAUCAGCCACAGUGCCCCCCCAAGUAGGGACUCUACACUGAAGAGGCCCAAGGCCCAAGCAGGGCUGACCUCCAGGGUAGGGGUGCUGCAGGCUGGUCUACAGCCUGAGGAGAGGAAGGGGAUGAGGGGUCAGGAGGUAAGGAGCCACGACAGCCUCUUGUCCUUUUUCAAAUCAGGCUUCCUGAAGAAAGACGCUCAGAGGACACCUAGCAAGGGGGAGGAAGUCCGGGCCAAUGGCCACGGACGAACCAGCAAGGUGGCAAACGGUAGUUUGUCUAAACUCUCCCUCUCCAAUGGGACCCUGAACGGUGUAGCGCUGGAGGAAAAGAGGGCCAACGGCGCCCCUAGAAGUGACUGCCGUCACAGCAAAGGGCAGCUUGUCAACGGGAGGGCAGGGAGUCACAGCUCUGCUGCUGACAUCAAGCGUGCCCACAGCUCCAGUAACAUCCAGACCAAACUGGACUUGACCCUGCGCAGGUGUGCCUCUCUGCAGAGGAACGGGCAGGUAGCUCCCCCGGCCCCCCGCAGCAGCCUAGCCACAGACAAGCCCAGCUAUGCCACCCUGCAGCGGGCACGCUACAGCACCACCUCCCUGGGCAGGCAGCAGAGACCCGUCCCCGAGUCCUGCUUCUGACUCCCUCCGCACCGUUAGGCUAAUUAGCUGCUGCCACAGCAGUAGAGUUAUCUGGCGUUUGUGUCUCUUUAUUUAGAGUUUGUGCCAAUGCUACUGCAAGGGUUAGCAUGUUAGGGUGAGCUGAGCAGUCUGGCCACCACUGCUAGAGCAGAGGAAUAGUCACAGUGUUACUAUAAGACAGGUUCUUAGGGAAGCUUUGCCAACAGCUGAUUUCAGUAAUGCAGUGCGUAACAGUUAACUGUCUGUCAUAGUCUUCUGUUUAAUGUAAGUGCCUCUGUGACAGUUCAGAAUGAUUGUUUGUUGAACACUGCUACCACGCUAUUGAUUGACACACAUCACAUCCAGACGGUCACCAGGUCUCUGUAGUAUAACCAUCAGAGCUGUUGUUUCUGAAGGGCAUCAUGUACCCUCUGUUAACACUGAUGUUAUUGACGUAUUGUCUUUGUGUGUAAAUGAAUCUAUGCAGACUGUGUACAAUGGAGAGGUACAACUGCUGUAUUGUGAUCAUAUUUAUUCCACAAACAUGUCAAGCAUCUGUCUUGGUUGUAUGCUGUCCUUGAUUUUCUAUUGAUGUAGCCAUGGAGGAAUAUCCUGCACAGAAAGAUUCAGUUAAAUGAUUGUCUGUCUGUGCUUCCACUGCAAACCUCAUACACUUAUGUUAUUGCUAAUAUUCAUCAUGUACCAUCUUCUGUCAGUGGCAACUGGCAACUGAAAGAAAUAAGUACUGUAAUAACCUGGUUUUUACACACCUGUUACUGACUCCCGUACUGUAACGACGGUGUGCGAUUGGAGGAAAAGUAAGGGUAGAGGAAUGAAAUGGUGAUUUAUGUUCGUAACUAACAUGAUUGAAAUACUGGGUUGAAAAGAGGGUAGUUUGCACACCAUGUACUCCAGCACAGUGAUGGUCCUGUAUACUCCACAAUAGAUUUAAUGGAUCUUGAACCAACGUUUGUGUCAAUCAGAACAUUCAUCAGGACCCUGAAAAAGGUCUAGAUAAUCUAGUUUAAGAUUCAUUGUGGAGCAUACAAGAAUACCAGACAGUAUCUAGGACUUUCUAUUUUAAAUCGAAAUGGAAAAUAAUUAUCAAAAAGAGCCACUUGAGUGUUUUGUACAUUGACUUGUGUGAACGUAGAUGGGUGCUAUUUGGUGAUGGUGAACUGUCGUGGAACCUCCUCACACCAGUGGUUUAGGUCAGCCCCUUAUAGAGCACCAGGGACAGACUGACAGCCCAUUUCAAGGCUUUUAAUGUCACUCCCUGUAUCUCCCCACUGCUGAGCUCCAGAGAAAGUUACUGCCUGUGUUUCACAAUAACUCACCAGAGGGGAUUAAACCUGCUCCCCUGUUGCCAUGGCAAACUCCCUUAAAGAUACCAACUGUGAAGGUGCUGCUGUCUGAUGUACUCUGUAGAGGGGCAGGGAUUUAUUGAUUUUCAUUAAUUUUCAACCCAAAACAUCUCUUGACUUAGCUUCCAAUAUACAAUACAUGACGAUCUAUUACAUUACAUGAAGAUCAUUGAGUAAUUGUUCCUAUAGAGUGCUGUAAUGCAUUUUAACUGUCAGCCAUAGGGUACAUGCCAAUUCAGAUAUAUGCACAUUCUGUGUAUGUUCUUGUCAGUGCAGAUUUCCCAGCAACAAUGGAUGGAAACGUAUGUGUGUUUUAUGUUAGGAGGGUGUAGAGCACAUGUGUUUGAGCUUUCAUCAACUGUAUAUGAACAUAUGUAGAAGUAAUAUUACCAACACAAUGGCAUACAGUGCUUCUGUAAAGGGAAAAAUACUAUCAGAGUGAAUGUAUUUAUCUAUUAGAUUUCUGAGUUACUUAAUUACUUAGGCCCAUCGCCCCAUGAGAAGCAUAGGCCAUCAACUGGCCAUCAACUGAGUUGACUUCAUGUAUCUGAAAUUAUAUAGAAUUUAAUCCCAAUGAAAUGAUACAAUCAUUUACUAUUCUCCUAAACUAUAAUGUUAAUGUGUAGGACAUAUGAUUGUGUUAGCAGACAUACGGUAGUAGCUAUGCAAUAUACUGGACUAUAUGGGAUGCCCCAUAUGCAUCAUUGUAACUUCUUCUAAUGGGGAUUGGUUGAUGACACUACACCAUCAACCAUCAUGACAAAUUGGUUGAUGACACGACACCAUCAACCAUCAUGACUAAUUGGUUGAUGACACUACACCAUCAACCAUCAUGACAAAUUGGUUGAUGACACGACACCAUCAACCAUCAUGACUAAUUGGUUGAUGACACGACACCAUCAACCAUCAUGACAAAUUGGUUGAUGACACUACACCAUCAACCAUCAUGACUAAUUGGUUGAUGACACGACACCAUCAACCAUCAUGACUAAUUGGUUGAUGACACGACACCAUCAACCAUCAUGACUAAUUGGUUGAUGACACGACACCAUCAACCAUCAUGACUAAUUGGUUGAUGACACGACACCAUCAACCAUCAUGACAAAUUGGCUGAUGACACUACACCAUCAACAUUGUCUGAUGACACUACACCAUCAACAUUGUCUGAUGACACUACACCAUCAACAUUGUCUGAUGACACUACACCAUCAACAUUGUCUGAUGACACUACACCAUCAACAUUGUCUGAUGACACUACACCAUCAACAUUGUCUGAUGACACUACACCAUCAACAUUGUCUGAUGACACUACACCAUCAACAUAGGCCGAUGACACUACACCAUCAACAUAGGCCGAUGACACUACACCAUCAACAUAGGCCGAUGACACUACACCAUCAACAUCGGCCGAUGACACUACACAAUCAACAUCGGCCGAUGACACUAGCUCAAAUGUUAAGCCCUCUUUUCUGUAUCACUUUGUUUACCAAAACAAGCACUUGUUUUGGAAGUGACCCUAAAUGAAGGAUGCUUUCCUUGGGGGGCAUGGGUUGACUAUAUUUUAUAUGCAACUUUUGUAAAAGUCUACAUUUUAUACCUGAUUUGUAAUUAUGUAGAUGAACUCUCCAGAUGAUCAAAUCAGAUAAUGUAUGCUUCUGAUUAGAGAGCAAUGUCAGGAUAAAGCACAAGUGGACUUUAAUUGUGAACUUAACAUAUAUAUUGUAUCUGCUUAUUACCAUACUGGAAUUUAUUUCAAUUGCAAAUUAAACACAGCUUUUCUCACAA